Messenger RNA from Symbiodinium pilosum, 324 nucleotides. Lineage: Eukaryota; Dinophyceae; Suessiales; Symbiodiniaceae. The record is from the annotation of a GenBank genome assembly.
AUGUCAAAGGCCAAGGAUGCCACUGCGGGCCCCGUUCUGGCGCAUCUAGCCCAGCUGCGUGCAGGCAAGGUAGAAGUCCAUGUCAAAGCAAUGGGGUCAGCGCCUGCUUUGCGGCAGCCACGCUUCACUAUUGAUGGGUCCAAGAAGUUCUCAAAGCUGAUUGUGUACUUGAAGGAGGCUUUAAAGCUGGAGACUAUUUAUGUGUACUGCAGCGAUGCUUUCGAGCCUUCGCCCGAUGAACGCUUGUCGGACUUGCAGAGAUGCUUUGGAUCAUCUGGGAACAAGCUCAACAUCAGCUACUCAGGCGAGCAAGCCUUCAAUUGA